Messenger RNA from Daldinia decipiens, 1890 nucleotides. Its product is annotated as cytochrome P450. The transcript has 4 exons. Lineage: Eukaryota; Fungi; Ascomycota; Sordariomycetes; Xylariales; Hypoxylaceae. The record is from RefSeq and is a predicted model, not a curated record. Gene Ontology annotation, molecular function: heme binding; monooxygenase activity; iron ion binding. Bases 1 to 1638 code for a protein of 545 amino acids.
AUGCUUUUCUAUAUUCUGCUCGGUUUCCUACUAGUUGUGUUUAUUCUCAUGGCCUGGAGACUAGGCUUCGGAAUCUACCCGAAGCCUUACCUAGGCAUUCCUUACAAUGAGGAGUCAGCCAAUCGUAUCACUGGCGAUAUUCCCAGUCUCGUACCUGUCAUCCAAGCAAUAAACGAGUUUUCUAGUUCUAUCUUCGCUAUCACUACUCAGAAGUUGGGCAAGCCAAUUGCGCAGAUGUUAUUCCCUGCAAUUCGGAAACCCCUAAUCAUUCUCGAAUAUCCAAGAGAGAUUGAGGAUAUCGUACUUCGUCGCAAUAAGGAAUUCGACAAGGCGCCCAUGGCUAUUGACGCCUUUGCCCCUAUGUUCCCACAUGCUUCGCUUAGUCAAUUCACAACCCCGAAACUCAAAGCUCAAAAGCGUUUGUGGGCUGAUGUGAUGAGCGCCGAGUUCCUUCGCAAGGCUGCCGCGCCCAACAUCCAUAAAGCCACGCUCGAGUUGCUGGAUCUAUGGCGUCUGAAGGCGACUGUGUACAAAGACCGGCCCUUCAGCGUCCAUGAAGACUUUCAAAAUGCAGCACUGGAUGCUAUUUGGGUUGCUAUGAUCGGCGAGGAGCCGGACGUAACCAGACACGAGAUCAAAAAGCUUCAGAGCCAGGUCGCUGGUAAUAGCGACUAUAAAAAUGAACCUCUUCCUCGGGGAACUUUUCUUAAGGAGGAGAAGCUGGAAACGUAUACCCCCCGCUACCGCAAGUUCAGAAAAACGGUAACUACUGAAAUCGGGCUAGCAAUGGAGAAAGCAGUCAGUCAAUUCCAGCGCCUUGAGAUGGGCAACUUGGAAGCCGAGGAGUUUGAUACUUGCAUGAUGGAUCUAGUUCUGCGGCGGCAGGUCCUCGAAGCUAAGAAGGCCGAGCAACCUUUGACUAACCCUAGGGAAGAUCAAAGCAUGUUGGAUGAGAUGUUUGUCAUGCUGGUUGGGGGUCACGACUCCACUGCUAAUGCCCUUACCUGGUUCGUGAGGUUCAUGGAGGCGUACCCUGCUACCCAAGCAGAAUUGCGCACAGCUCUCAAGGCGGCCUUCCCUAGUGGUAACCCAUCCGUCGAAGAGAUCCUCGGAACAGACAUCCCAUACCUCGAUGCGGCUUGUGAGGAGUCGUUCCGUCUCGCUGGUGUCGCCAAGGGCAAUCUUCGCCAAGCUACUGUAGACACAGAGAUUUUAGGAUGCAAGAUACCGAAAGGUGCCGAGGUAUUCAUGAAUUAUCACGUUAAUCAUACACCUGCUCCUGUAGACGAGUCCAAGCGCACUGCUGGCAGCAAGGCCGCGGCCGCCAAAUUUGGAGAUGGAUUCCAAAGUAAUGCGGGCCGCGACCUUGGUGCUUUUGAGCCGAGACGAUGGUUGGUUAAGGAGACGACAGGCCAGGAAGUGUUCAACGCUCAUGCCUUGCCAUCCCUUUCAUUUGGUGGGGGCUAUAGAGGCUGUUCUGGACGCAAACUCGCAUCCAUGGAGUUUCGCAUCGUUGUUUCGCUGCUCAUCUUGAACUUGGAGUUUUUGGAAUUGCCAGAAGAUUUCAAGACCAUGAGCGCUUCUGAGAAGAUCUUCCGGCAACCUGAUAAGCCAUACGCGAGAUUACGGAGCCUGUGAUCAAUUUCUAAGACAGGAAGUGUGAUAUGAUGAGACCAACUGAUGUUGUAUUAGAAAAGCCUUUCCAAGCUAGGUCUCUAGGUUUGGUACCUAAGAUAAGCCUCCUUGGCCACGAGUAUGGCCAUAAUUCAUGAUUUCAGUUACGAAAUCUACCCGAUAGAAGCAUAUAUUACAUAUAAUAGGUAUGUAAAAUAUCGGGGAAUAGUUUUAUUUCUUAACAGAAGACAAAAUUAAAACCUCAAGUUGACUAAG